CUGGAGCCUGGAGUCCGGUCCUGGAGCCUGGAGUCGGGUCCUGAAGCUCGGUGACGGAUCCUCUUUGGGCCGAGGGCGGGUCCGUUUCCCGGUUGUCGUGUGCGUGUGCGCGCGUGUCCGUCUCUCCGGACAGGUGUCGGGAGCGCGCGUGUGUCGGGAGCGCGCAGGAUGGGGGACGCGGCGGAGUGCGGGGUGAGGGUCAUGUGCAGGUUCCGUCCACUGAGCGACGCGGAGCGAACCAGAGGAGACCGGUUUGUCCCCAAGUUCAACGGAGAAGACACAGUAGUGCUGACGGGGAAGCCUUAUGUCUUUGAUCGAGUUUUGCCUCCAGACUCGGAGCAGAUCCAGGUGUACGACACCUGCGCCAAGCACAUCGUCAAAGAUGUCCUGGGUGGAUAUAAUGGAACCAUCUUUGCGUACGGACAGACGUCUUCAGGAAAAACCCACACCAUGGAGGGAGUUCUUCACGACGAUGAGGCCAUGGGCGUCAUCCCCAGAAUCGCCUCAGACAUCUUCAACCACAUCUACGCCAUGGACCAGAACCUGGAGUUCCACAUAAAGGUUUCCUACUUCGAGAUUUACCUGGACAAGAUCCGAGACCUGCUGGACGUGACCAAGACCAACCUGUCCGUGCACGAAGACAAGAACCGAGUCCCCUACGUCAAGGGCUGUACAGAGCGUUUUGUGACGAGUCCAGAGGAAGUGAUGGACGUGAUCGACGAAGGAAAAACCAACCGCCACGUGGCAGUGACCAACAUGAACGAACACAGUUCCAGGAGUCACAGUAUUUUUCUCAUCAACAUCAAACAGGAAAAUGUGGAAACAGAAACAAAAGUCUCUGGAAAACUUUACCUGGUGGAUUUGGCCGGGAGCGAGAAGGUGAGUAAAACUGGAGCUGAAGGAUCCGUUUUGGACGAAGCCAAAAACAUCAACAAAUCUCUGUCGGCGCUCGGCAACGUGAUCUCAGCCCUGUCCGAGGGGAAGAAAGCCCAUGUUCCGUACAGGGACAGUAAGAUGACGCGGAUCCUGCAGGAUUCACUGGGAGGAAACUGUAGAACAACGAUCAUCGUCUGCUGCUCCCCGUCGUCCUACAACGAACCCGAGACCAGGUCCACCCUCAUGUUCGGACAGAGGGCCAAGACGAUAAAAAACACUGUGAGUGUGAACGUGGAGCUGACGGCCGACGAGUGGAGGCGGAAAUAUGAGAAAGAAAAAGAAAAAAACAGAAGUUUAACCGUGUCCAACCAUCGUCUGGAGGGAGAACUGCAGCGCUGGAGGAGAGGGGAGGCGGUGCCUUUGGAGCAGCAGACUCACCGAGACAAGAAGCUGGCGUCUGAUUGGCCCACGGUGGUGACGGAGACCCCGCCCCCUGCGCCCGUGACCAAUGAGGAGCGAGCUCAGUACGAAGGCCUCAUCACCGACCUGUACAAACAACUGGACGACAAGGACGAUGACUUAAACCUCCAGAGUCAGGUGCAGGAGGAGCUGAAGCGGCAGGUGCAGGAGCAGGACCAGGUGGUGGUGUCUCUGCGCGCUGACCUGGAGCGCCUGCAGGGGGAGCUGUGUCGCGCUCAGACUCAGUGUGACGAGGCCAAAGACGAAGUGAAGGAAGUUCUACAGGCGCUGGAGGAACUCGCCCUGAACUACGACCACAAGUCCACCGAGUCCCAGACCCGGACCCGAGAACUCAACCAGGUCCACCACGAGCUGCAGCAGAAGACGGUCUUGCUGGAGUCCAUGCAGAAGGAGUUGUCUUCAGUCCAGGACCUGAGUUCUCAUCAGAAGAAAAGGUCCAACGAAGUCCUCAACCUGCUCCUCAGAGACCUGUCAGACCUGGGAGCCGUGCUGACCUGCUCUGGACCUGGUCCUAGUCCUAGUCCGGGUUCUGGUCUCGAGGAGGACUUCACUGCAGCUCGACUCUUCAUCAGUAAAAUGAGGUCUGAGCUGAAGUCCGUCCUGAACCGGACCAAGACCCUGGAGCAGAACCUCCAGGACCAGCAGAUCCGGACCAAGACCCUGGAACGAGAUCUGGGCCUGAGCCAAACGCUGGUCCAACAGCUCCAGACCAAGACCCGGACCCAGACUGAGGAGCUGCAGAAGCUGGACCAGAAGAACCGAGCCCUGGAGGAAAACCAGGACUCCCUCACAGAAGAACUGCACCGAGUCCAGGCUCAAGGUCGUCUGGUGGAGUUGUCAGCGAUGGACAAAGAGAAGGUUCUAAAGGACACUGUGGAUAUGAAGCGCACUCUGGAGGAGCAGAUGGAGAAUCACAGGGAGGUCCAUCAGAGGCAGGUCUCUCGACUCAGAGACCAGAUCCAGGCCCAGAACCGGGACUUGGACCUGCUGCGGGACGUCACGGAGCAGCAGCAGGUCCAGAUCCACAGACUCACCUCAGACCUGGACCAGCUCCGAGUCCAAGACCAGACCAAGGAUCAACGACUACGAGAGCUGCUGCAGGAGAGGGAGAGGAGGAACCAGGCCAAAGAAGACCUGAAAGGGCUUGAGGACACUGUGGCCAAAGAGCUUCAGACUCUGAUGAACCUCCGAAAACAGUUUGUGAGAGACUUCAGCUCCAGGAUCAACAGUAUCCAGGAAAAUGAUACAGAUGAAGCUGGAGGAAGUUUGGCUCAAAAACAAAGAAUCGUUUUUCUGGAGAACAACUUGGACCAGCUCAGCAAAGUCCACAAACAGUUGGUCCGGGACAACGCAGACCUGAGGUGUGAACUUCCAAAACUGGAGAAGCGUCUGCGAGCGUCGUCUGAGCGCGUCCAGCUGCUGCAGAAAGCCCUGAACCAGGCCAAGGUCAACGCCAUCCGCGACAAGAAGACGUACAGACAGGAAGUGGAGCGCUGCAGACAGGAAGUAGAGCGUAUCAAAGACGCCAUGAGACAAAGGAGCCACUACGCCCAGAUCGCUAAACCAAUCAGAGCGGGUCGUCAGCAGACGUCUGUCAGAGGGGGUGUGGCCAGCGUCUCUGGAGGCGGAGCCAGUGCUCGUCACAGGAAACUCCACCCGGCGCAUCACCAGGUACGACCCCACCCCCAACACCUGGACCAAACCAAACCCGACUCCACCCGGACCAAACCAAACCCCAACCCUUCCUUGGAUCACUCUAGUACUUUUUAUUACUGUAUUACUUUUUAACCAUGGUAGUUUUUUUUUUUCUCUUUUUUUUUUUUUAAUCACUUUUUUUUUUUAUUACUGUAAUUUUUUUUGUAAUUUUUUAUCACUGUAGUACUUCUUUUCUUUUUUUUUUAUCUCUGUAGUAAAUUUUUUUAUCACUGUAAUAUUUUUAUAAAUCACUGUAGUACUUUUAUUGUAGUAAAUAAACUUAUGACAAAAUGAAUCAUUAAUGAAUGAU
Messenger RNA from Boleophthalmus pectinirostris (great blue-spotted mudskipper), 3361 nucleotides. Its product is annotated as kinesin heavy chain-like. The record is from RefSeq and is a predicted model, not a curated record. The coding region runs from base 169 to 3144 and encodes 991 amino acids. Lineage: Eukaryota; Metazoa; Chordata; Actinopteri; Gobiiformes; Gobiidae. The transcript has 25 exons. Gene Ontology annotation, molecular function: ATP binding; microtubule binding; microtubule motor activity. Gene Ontology annotation, biological process: microtubule-based movement.